Messenger RNA from Dufourea novaeangliae, 972 nucleotides. Its product is annotated as lachesin-like. Bases 148 to 972 code for a protein of 274 amino acids. Gene Ontology annotation, cellular component: neuron projection membrane. Gene Ontology annotation, biological process: synapse organization. Lineage: Eukaryota; Metazoa; Arthropoda; Insecta; Hymenoptera; Halictidae. The transcript is spliced from 6 exons. The record is from RefSeq and is a predicted model, not a curated record.
UGGUGGUGCUGGUGGUUGUGGGAGGAGAUUAGAGGUGGUGGUGCGUUCUUUGAAAUCGCGACGUGCAUACAUCGCUACAAAUAUAUACACACACAUAUACAGAUUUCGACGACAUCGUGGAUCGACUAUGAGAGAGAAAAACGAAAAAUGAAGGGUGUACUCUUUACCCUGUGUCUAUUGUUUUCGGUGCAAGGACUGGCCCGGGGCACUUCCGAUCACGGGAUGCACCAGAACCACCCGCUGGACCCGCUCGACCGUGGACCGUACUUCGACGUCACGGCGACUAGGAAUGUCACCACGCUGGUCGGGAAAACAGCCACCUUAAACUGCCGGGUCCGGAACCUUGGGGAUCGUACGGUGUCCUGGGUGAGGCACAGGGACAUACACCUGCUGACCAUCGGCGUCGAGACGUACACCUCCGACCAGCGUUUCAUCGCCACCCACUUCCCACGUACCGAGGAUUGGACCUUGCAGGUGAAAUACACACAGCGACGUGAUUCCGGGACGUACGAGUGUCAAGUGUCGACGACACCGCCGAUCGGUCAUUCCAUGCAUCUCUCGGUGGUCGAGCCAGUCACGUCGAUCGUCGGCGAGCCGGAGAUGUUCAUAAACAGGGGCAGCACGAUGAACCUCACCUGCGUGGUGCGUCACAGCCCGGAACCGCCGACAGCCAUAUAUUGGACCCACGAUGACAAGAUGAUCAACUACGACAGUCCGAGGGGCGGUGUAUCAGUGAUCACGGAGAAAGGAGAAGUUACAACCUCGUAUCUUCUGGUGCAGCGUGCCCAGCCUGCAGAUAGCGGACAGUAUACCUGCCAUCCGAGCAACGCUAACACGAAGACCGUCUUGGUGCACGUGCUUAAUGGGGAGCAUCCAGCGGCCAUGCAACACGGCGGUCAACUCAGGCUCGCAAAUCUGCCGUUCGUGCUGAUCUCGACGACCCUGUUGGCUUUCCUGAAUCAUCGUUAUUAA